AAAAUCCCACGAAGAAGACACAUCUGUAAUUUGCCAUUCGGGUCCAGAAGUAUGGCGAGUGAUCAAUCUCCACAAAGACCGGGUGAAGACGCGCAUGAAGAUGAACAGAAGGGCUCGAGCUCGGUGAAGGGAAAAGCUAUGGCGGGAAAGACCAUGGGGUGGGUUUUGGCUCUUAUAGUGGCUGUCGUUGCGCUUUUUGUUGGGCUUUCCUUCAAAUCCCGAUAUCCGAUCGCCCCUUCCUUCCCUUCCCCUCAACAGAAACUCUUCAAAGUUGAUGAGCUAGCUUUGUAUAAUGGAACUGAUGAGGGAUUGCCUAUUCUUCUUGGAAUUCUUGGAUCAGUCUUUGAUGUCACAAAAGGAAAAUCUCACUAUGGUGUGGGAGGAGGUUAUCAUCACUUUUCGGGAAGAGAUGCUUCUCGUGCAUUCGUAUCAGGAAACUUCACAGGGGAAGGACUCACUGAUUCCUUGCGGGGUCUGUCAAAUGCUGAGAUCAAGAGCGUCGUUGAAUGGCGGGGCUUUUACCAUAAAUCCUACACAUUUGUAGGUAAGUUGGUGGGUCUUUACUAUGAUGAUCAAGGAAAUCCCACUAAGCAUUUGAAGGGAGCUGAGGCAAAGGCUGCCAGAGGCGCACAACUUUUGAAGAAACAAAAGAAAGAGGAGGAUAAACUGCCAAGCUGUAAUUCGAAAUGGAGUCAGGAUGAAGGUGGUGAGGUCUGGUGCGAUAAUGGCUUCCCGAGGUUGAUACAGAGACCAUUAGAAAUCGCGUUGACAGGGAAGAUGAGCAAACGAUGCGCUUGCUUUCGAGAAGACCAGCUGGGAGAGCCAGGAUUAGAAGUUUAUGAAGGUUGUGACUACCAAGCGCAGACCUGCCGUGUUUAAAGACCCGUUACAAACAGCCUUAGCUUGUACAUCAGAAACCACUUCAUUAUAGUUAUCAUCCAUAAACCAGAGGAGGUGAAACCUGCACGAGAUUGACAGAAAUGGGCAAUAGAUACACAGAAACACGACGUACCGAACGUUCCAUUCUUCGUUUUUUUUCCUCUUCCUUAGGAAGAAUGCGGGAGACAGGGAGUAUCGACCACGUACAGGUACGUGUUUCAUGACAUAACACUGUUCAUUGAUCAUAUCAUCAGCUUCAGUUGCUUGCCUGCUUUCUAGACCUGUGUUUUGAUGUAUUUUGAUGUGAAUUGUAUGUUUUGGCCUCUUUUAGAUUCAACAGCUGCAAGACAUGAACAGACAAACCUUGUCUCUCAAUUAUUGAUGUUGCUAUACUUCUGACUAUUGGUCUAUAAUAUGUUCCCUUCAUUACAU
Cucurbita maxima (winter squash) is the source of this 1311-nucleotide messenger RNA. Its product is annotated as membrane-associated progesterone-binding protein 4. The record is from RefSeq and is a predicted model, not a curated record. The transcript has 8 exons. Gene Ontology annotation, cellular component: endomembrane system; membrane. Bases 52 to 879 code for a protein of 275 amino acids. NCBI's taxonomy places the organism in Eukaryota, Viridiplantae, Streptophyta, Magnoliopsida, Cucurbitales, Cucurbitaceae.